CGCAGAGGGAGCGGCGGAUGCUUCUCCCGCCGGCUGGGCUGGCGUGCUGAGGACGAGCGCGGCGCCCGGCCCGGACCCUUCUGCAGGAUGCUGUGUUCCUUCCUCCUUUGUCUCUUGCUGGUACCUGGUUAUGCUCAUGAUGAUGAGUGGAUUGACCCUACAGACAUGCUUAACUAUGAUGCAGCUUCAGGAACAAUGAGAAAAUCUCAGAUGCAGUAUGGCAGGUCAGAGAAGAAUGAUGUCAGUCCUAACUUGUCCCAAGCUGAUGAAAUGGCCGAAUGUUAUCGCAAACUUGAUUCCUUAAUUCAUAAGAUUGAUGAGUGUGAAAAGAAGAAGAGAGAAGAAUAUAAAAGUCAAAGCAACCCUGUUUUUAGGAGAUACUUAAAUAAGGUUUUAAUUGAAGCCGGAAAGCUUGGACUUCCUGAUGAGAAUAAAGAAGACAUGCAUUAUGACGCUGAGAUUAUCCUUAAAAGACAAACCCUGCUGGAAAUACAGAAGUUUCUUGGAGGGGAGGAAUGGAAACCAGGAGCCUUGGAUGAUGCCCUCAGUGAUAUUUUAAUUAAAUUCAAGCUUCAUGAUUUUGAAGCCUGGAAGUGGCGAUUUGAAGACUCCUUUGGAGUGGACCCAUACAGUGUGUUGAUGGUGCUUCUGUGUCUGCUCUGCCUCGUGGUGUUAGUAGCUACCGAGCUGUGGACCUACGUCCGCUGGUACACCCAGUUGAAACGUGUUAUUGUCAUCAGUUUUGUCUUCAGUUUGGGAUGGAACUGGAUAUAUUUAUAUAAGCUCGCUUUUGCACAGCAUCAGGCGGAAGUUGCCAAAAUGGCGCCUCUUGACAUCGUGUGUGCUGAGAAGAUGGACUGGGCGGGCAGUCUCUGGGAAUGGUGUAGAGGUAUAUGGACUCUUAAGGAUGACCCCUGCCAAAAAUACUAUGAGCUAUUGUUAGUCAACCCUGUUUGGUUGGUCCCACCCACAAAGGCCCUGGCAGUCACAUUCAGCAAUUUUGUCACAGAGCCGUUAAAGCACGUUGGAAAAGCCACUGGUGAAUUUAUUAAAGCACUUAUGAAAGAGAUUCCAGUGUUACUUCAGAUUCCAGUGCUGAUAAUUAUGGCAUUAGCUGUACUGAGUUUCUGCUAUGGCGCUGGCAGGUCCGUGAAUGUGCUGAGACAUCUGGGUGGUCCUGAGAGAGACCCUCCCCAGGCGCUUCAAGCAGGACAGAGAAGACCGUGGCAGCUCGAUUAUAGACCCCGUGGUGGAGCAGGUGAUGCAGGUUUCUAUGAUUGGGGCCCAACUGGCCGCCUUGAGCAUGACCCGUAUGACAGAACAUAUGAGGGUAGAAGAGAUGUUCUAAGAGAGAGAGAUGCUGCUUUGAGAUUUCAGCCUGGCAACAGGACCCCCGAAGUGCUCCGGGCGUUUGACUUUCCAGAUGCAGAGGCACAAGAGCACCCAAAGGUGGGACCCCGUCCUAACUCAUCUAUUUUGGAUGCAAAGCCUAAAGAGACUGGUGGAAUCCCAGGAGAUGGGACAGCAGCAGAAAGCAGUGUGGAAAGCAGCGAGUCUGCUGGGGCUGCCGCUGGGGCCGCGGACGCUGCACUUGCAGGGGAGAAGGCUCAGCUCAAGCCUGAAGCUGAAGGUGGCCCCGGGGAAGGCAUCGGAGAAGGCGCGGCUGGUCCUGCAGCUCGAACACGUGGCGCAGAGGAUGCCAGCAGCCCAUGUGGCUAGGGGAGCACAGGUGUGGGCAGCAGCUCGGAAGACUUCUCUGGGUUCUGUAUUCUCUCAGCAACUCUACUCUCUGAGUACUGUUAUUUACUGUAAUGGUGUCAGCUACAUACUCUGACAAUCAA
This is a messenger RNA of Ochotona princeps (American pika), 1841 nucleotides long. It is a transcript of the gene CLCC1, whose product is annotated as chloride channel CLIC like 1. The record is from RefSeq and is a predicted model, not a curated record. The transcript has 11 exons. Gene Ontology annotation, cellular component: membrane; endoplasmic reticulum. Gene Ontology annotation, molecular function: chloride channel activity. Lineage: Eukaryota; Metazoa; Chordata; Mammalia; Lagomorpha; Ochotonidae. The coding region runs from base 88 to 1719 and encodes 543 amino acids.